Molecule: messenger RNA, 5245 nt
Organism: Labrus bergylta (ballan wrasse)
Lineage: Eukaryota; Metazoa; Chordata; Actinopteri; Labriformes; Labridae
Gene: ches1
Product: checkpoint suppressor 1
Biological process (GO): regulation of DNA-templated transcription
Cellular component (GO): nucleus
Molecular function (GO): DNA-binding transcription factor activity; cis-regulatory region sequence-specific DNA binding
Source: RefSeq, a predicted model, not a curated record
CGAGGGAAAGAGAGAGAGACUAUAGGAACGCAGCGGCUCGUAUGUGUGUGUGUGCGUGUGUGUGUGUGUAGGUACGCUCGCUCGGAGGUAGAAACGACUGGCGGGGCGGAUAUGGAGGGGCUCGGGAAAAACGUUGGGAACUGACCGAGCACCGAGACGAAGAGAGGGAGAGAAGAAGAGAGAGAACAGAGAGAGAGAGAGAGAGAGAGGAAGGACGGACGGACAUCACGGAAGGAAGGAAAGGAGGAGAGGAGGAGAGAAGUGUGACAGAGGAGAGGAAGACUGUGAAGAAGCUGCUCGUCUGGAAAACAGAAGGAUCCUAAGGGCCUGUCAAACAGCAUACGCCGAAAGACGGGGUGACUUUGAAAUGCUGCUAAUGACCGAGUGAGCCCUGGGCUGGAUGGGACCCACCAUGCCCCCCAGUAAGAAGGCCCAGAGCCCCAGUAGUGGAGCCAGUGCCUCGCAGGGUAUGAGCCCACUUUACAGACAGGGAGACGCCGCAACAGCAGCAUCUGAGGCAGAGGCUGCUGACCUUUCCCUGUCCCUGUCUGCCUCCUUCUCCAAGGCCGAGGAUGAAGAGCUCACCAGCCUCUCGUGGCUGCACGAGAGCACCGACCUCCUCAACAGCUUCAGCCACUCGGGGCUGCGUAGCGUCUCCCCCCUGCAGGACCCUGACGGUCAGCACCCUCGCUCGCCCUCUUCCUCGUCGCCCUCCCCCGACGACCCCUUGCUUGGGGAUGCACACUCAGCGUACGACUUGGCCGCAGGGGCCAACAGAAAACCGCCGUACUCGUUCAGCUGUCUGAUCUUCAUGGCCAUCGAGGAUGCGCCAAACAAACGGCUGCCUGUGAAGGAUAUCUACGGCUGGAUUCUGGAGCAUUUCCCUUACUUUGCAAGCGCCCCAACAGGCUGGAAGAACUCUGUGCGCCACAAUCUGUCGCUCAACAAGUGCUUCAAGAAGGUGGAUAAAGACCGGAGCCAGAGCAUAGGUAAAGGCUCUCUGUGGUCCAUAGAUCCGGAGUACCGGCACAACCUGAUCCAGGCGCUAAAGAAGACGCCGUACCAUCCCUACUCACCCGGCUUGGCCACCCCCUCCACCUCCCCACCCACCCUGCCUCAGACAUUUCACCACAGUCCUCCAUUGUGGUCGGGGAGUCCCUUCUUCAGAAAGAACGGAGGAGUUCUCCUACAAGUUCCUCGGGGUGUGAUCCAAAAUGGCGCCCGUGUCAGGAGCCAGGCACUCUUCCCUGUCAUCAGACCCCUACCUGUAAGCCCUGUGGGGAGCAGAACCUCUGCCAUCAGAUCAUCCCUGGGAGAUUUUCUAAGCCGAGGACCGGUAAGCCCAUCUUGCUACUCUCCUCCGCCCUGCAGUGAGGACCUCCAAGAGGACCAUAACUACAGCACCGCCAAAUCCCCCAGCAGGUUAUGUUCAUCCCAGGACGACGACGCUUCCUCCGCCCUGGACGACGACGACAUCAUAGCCGUGGAGAUCGAAUCAGACGUCAAACCCGAGCCAAGGGAGAUCCCGCUGGAUUCUCACGUCACCACUGCCGCCGCUACCUACAUUUCACAGCAGCCCCUGCGCGGACAGAGACGCAGUUCAGGGGCGGGAGCUGGGACUCUGGCAGGAAGCAGUCUGCCUUGGACCAAAAACCGAGCGAGGGGCAUCAGCGACACGCUGCCGCUGAAGAAGCGGCGCGCAGCGACAGUAGAAAAGCCACCGGAGAGCGACGACGAGGAGAUGAAGGAGGCGGCGGGGUCGCUGCUUCACCUGGCUGGCGUCAGAGCCUGCCUCAACAACAUCACAAACCGCACCGCCAAGGGCCAGAAGGAGCAGAAAGAAGCCCUGAGAAACUAAAAAGACACACGUAGAACAAGUACAUAGUCAUGCAAACACACACAGACGGUAUACAGCUAAAAGCACGCACACACACAUUAACACACACUCGCAUAUACGACACACAAAUAGGUCAACAGGUAUCGUUACUACAGCAUAAGUCUCAACGGACAUGUCUCAUCUCCCUCUAUCUAUCUGCAGGGCAUUAGGUGAAUCCUACUUAUUUGUGGCAAUAUCAAAAAUCUAUGUUUUCCUACAUGUUCAGCAACACUAACAUCAAUGGGUAUUUCUCAUGUGUCUUUGUUGUUUUUGUUGUUUAAAAAGGGGAUGAAAGCCAUAAAAAAAGCAUGUUUUGUCACUAAUUUGAACAAGUUGAACCACGACAAAACUGAAUCACAUUGAGGAGCGUACAGUACCUGAACACAGAGGAUGGCUGUUUGUCUUACCUGUUUGUUUCUAUGUGAAUCUGUAGCAAUCUAGCGGUGAUGUCAGCAUAGGCGGCGGGCGGAGGCGGCGAAAGAGAGGGGCACUAUUUAACGAGACUUAGCGCUCUCUCUUGGGCCCCCUCGCUGGCAUCACUCGCCUACAUCCACGAGCACAAAUGUGAGACUGUGCCAAAGACAAGCGACCAGGUUGCUUCAUGUAGCCGAUACGACAGCUGACAAAAAAAAAAAAAACAGGAAAAAAAAAACGAGAAGGCAUAGUAGUAAAGAGGAGAACGACCUUAAGUGUCAAAAUAAUUGUAAAACCCAAUGUGAUAUAUAUUCAUGCACUUAAGAUUAUUUAACGCCACUUAUAAUAGAAGCAUCAUGGGUAAAGACAUGGUUUUAUUUCAAGAGCACUCAUAGUAUUUAAGAAUAGAUAUUUUAAAAUAAAAAAAAAAGGUCAUGUUUAUCACCAUAGAGAUGGAUAGUGUGCCGGGUCUGAGGCAAUAUCUCCUUCAUUUUGUUGUUGUUGUUGCAUAAUGUAAACGUCCCUAAAAACCUCCCCAGUACUUCUGUCCAUAGACGUAGACACCUGGUAUAGAUAUCAUAGCUACCAGCAGCUACCACACCUUCCGUAACAUUUGACAACGUCAAAGAACUAUAUACAUGAACUGUGGGUUUAGUUUUCUGUUUGUGUCUGUUUACCCUCACUCUACCCUCACUCUACCCUCAUAAAGAUAUAAGCAAUUUGUCCCGUGUGGACAACUCUGUAAAAAGGUUAGAAAAUAUUUUAUUUUUUUCCUUUCUUAAUUGAAGCAAUUUGACCUGCAGGACUUUCUCAGUUAUAUUGCAUGGGUGCUUGUAAAUAAGAUAAAAAGCAAAUCUUUUUUAUUCAAAGAUCAUGUAAGAUAAACGAUGUAUUUAGCAUGAAGCAUGACUUAUUUUCAUAUAAACCUUGAUCCUAGAGGAAAGAAAAAAAGUUUUGCCGCCAAUUCUUAUACCCGUGAUUAUAUCGGAAUUGUUUUUUUUUUGUUUGUUUCUUUGAAUCUUUUGGGUUCCUUUGUUUUUUUCUGAGUGGGCUUUCAAAGACACGUCUUCAGGGAGGAAUGUGGGAGAUCACUCUGCAAUUAGAGGCCCUAGGGUACCACCCCUGGGCUUUCGGGUUCAGGCUGGGUAGGCCAGCCGAAUCUCCUCUUAGGGGUGGGCUUCCGUCUUCUUCUGCCUGUACAGUGAUUUUUGGGUGUUCAUUGUUAACCUCCGUGUUAUUUCCGAACACAUGUGUAGAGUGUGUGAGUUUGUGUGCCCAGGAACACACACCCUUUAACAUUGUGCCUGCCUGCCUGCCCUAAGUACCUCUGUCGUCAUGUCUCUGACAUGCUUACCUGUCUUUAUUUAUAACAGUAUUGUUUAUUUUCUCUCCUGUGUGUAAAUGUACAUGUGUCCUUACUUUCCAUCAGCAUCGUUUUGUGUAUUUGUGUGGAUCAGACGGCAUGGAAAACUUUGUAGGUGUCCUGAAAGAACCUCAUAUCUCCAAAAAAAAAAGGCUACUUGGGAGUUGAAUUGAAAAGAGAGGAAUGUAGGUGAGGGGCUUUAAUGAUGAAAAAAAGUUUGUUUAUUGAUUUACACUCAGUAUUGUUUACCCUUUCUUUAAAGGAAUUACCUGCCAAUAUGGAUGUCAUAUUUUUCUCAAAAGCCCAAUCUGGAGAUCAGAGGUUAUUCUUUUUGAUUUUGCCUAUGAGGUAUAUGUGUAUCUCACUUAGGGUCAUGAAAACACUGACUUGAUGAAAUUCACAGAGUUUUGACAUCUUUGCAUUAAAAGUGAUAUAAACACUGCACUGCCAUGAUUCGGCAUGCCUUUGCUGAAACUAAGAAUGCAUUCAAGUAUUAAUUUCCCUACAUCGCUCUGCAGAGUUGCAAGGUAUUUAAAAGCAGCUUUUUGGGGGGAAACAUAGGCCGGGGUUUGUUUGUAGCAGCAGAGUCGGGCACGAGUUUGAGUUCAAAGCUGUUGUCAGAGAGCCACGCGGGCAAACAAAUGCAUGUCCCAUCCACUGGUACAGUCCUUUGCCACCUGUAGCAUGCAUCACUGGCUUCGCAUUUUGUAUGGUAUCCAUGCCGACUUAUAAAAAAGGCUAAAGGAGAAGCUGUCAGUGUUCUUGUUGUGUGCCAUCCGUCUCUCGUCUGAUAUCUGUCUGAGUGCCCCCGCGGCCCCGGGUCAAGCACUCUGCUGUAUUUGCGGUAACAAUCCACUGUUGUGGUGACUAAUAACGUGUUCAGCUGGCAAGAGGCAUGUCGAGAGGGGGGGGAUGUGUUGCCUUUGUAACCACCUUUUUUUCCCCUUCUGACUCACUCAGUGACAUGCAGGAGAGAUGAACUCCUGACCUACGAGUCGUGGAAAAACAGAGCAGCACAUAACAUGAACCUGGGACAUUUUAUAGCAAAAGAAGUAUACUCCACUGCCUGAGCAGCCCCUAAAACAAGUGUUUCUUCACACCUGCCAAACAUACAGCGGAAAAAAAAUGUCGCCAUUUUUUUAUUUAUUUUUUUGCUGAUGUUUUAAUGCGCAUUUUCAUUUUUUGUUUUGUUUUCUCUCUGACAAAAACUAUCUACAAUACUGCCAUUUUUUUCUCUCUUCAGUGACUGUCUGAGCUAAAUAUUGGAAAGCCAUAGGUUAGAGAUGUCAAAAUGCAAAACUGUUAUUGAUCUGUGAGAUGUGAUGCAGAGUACACCCAGGUGUUGGUUUUGUUUUUUGUUUUUCCAGUAAAUGUUCAACUCUCCUCUUUAUUGUGCAAUCAUAUUGCCAAAGAAUGAUUUCAAGACCUAUUUCAUCACUACAUGUAAAUAUCAACGUUGUCCAAUAACGUGGCAAAAAAUAUAUAAAUGUUGUUUUAUUUUGUUUUCCAUUUUCUGAAAAACUGCAAUGAUGUUUAUGUGAUGUAUUGUCUUCCAGUUGGUUGCAAUAAUAAAAAAUACAAGUUGCAGAAGA